Messenger RNA from Poecilia latipinna (sailfin molly), 5244 nucleotides. Its product is annotated as talin-1-like. NCBI's taxonomy places the organism in Eukaryota, Metazoa, Chordata, Actinopteri, Cyprinodontiformes, Poeciliidae. The annotation marks the transcript as partial. Gene Ontology annotation, cellular component: cytoplasm; focal adhesion; plasma membrane. Gene Ontology annotation, molecular function: integrin binding; actin filament binding. The transcript is spliced from 29 exons. The record is from RefSeq and is a predicted model, not a curated record. Gene Ontology annotation, biological process: actin cytoskeleton organization; cell-cell adhesion.
UUUCGCAAUGCGCCAUUCAACAUUGGUAUUCUCUCUCUAACCUUGCAGUUCCCGUCCAGUGGACGAAGUUUCCAGGAAAUUCAGGCUCAGCUGAAUGAGGUGGCAGCUGGCCUUAACCAGUCAGCCAAUGAGGUGGUCCAGGCAUCCAGAGGGACCACCCAGGACCUGGCCAGGGCUACCAGCAAGUUUGGACAAGACUUCAACACCUUCCUGGAUGCUGGUGUUGACAUGGCUGGAACCUCCCAGUCCAAAGAGGAUCAGACACAGGUAGUGUCCAACCUGAAAACUAUCUCUAUGUCAUCAAGCAAGCUGCUGCUUGCAGCCAAGGCUCUGUCCACCGACCCCAGCUCACCCAACCUGAAGAACCAGCUAGCAGCAGCAGCUCGGGCAGUUACAGACAGCAUCAACCAGCUCAUCACCAUGUGCACUCAGCAGGCUCCAGGUCAGAAGGAGUGUGACAACGCUCUCAGAGAGCUGGAGUCAGUGAAAGGGAUGCUGGAGAACCCCACAGAGGCAGUGAAUGAGCAGUCGUUCUUUGAGUGCAUUGACAGCGUCAUGGAGAAUUCUAAGGUUCUUGGUGAGUCCAUGGCAGGCAUUUCACACAAUGCCAAGAAUUCUAACCUGCCUGAGUUUGGAGACUCAGUCAGUGCUGGAUCCAAAGCAUUGUGUGGUCUCACUGAAGCAGCUGCACAGGCAGCUUAUUUGGUGGGAGUGUCAGACCCUAACAGCGUAGCCGGUCAGAAAGGUCUUGUGGAUCCCACUCAGUUUGCACGGGCUAACCAGGCUAUCCAGAUGGCCUGCCAGAACCUGGUGGAUCCAGCCUGCACCCAGUCUCAGGUGCUUUCUGCAGCGACCAUUGUUGCCAAACACACUUCAGCUCUGUGCAAUGCCUGCCGCCUGGCCUCUUCCAAAACACCUAACCCUGUUGCCAAGAGACAGUUUGUCCAGUCAGCCAAAGAAGUGGCCAACACCACUGCCAACCUGGUGAAAUCUAUAAAGGCUUUAGAUGGAGCCUUUAAUCAGGAGAACAGAGAGAAGUGCAAGGCUGCUACUGGCCCUUUGAUAGAAGCUGUAGACAACCUGACUGCCUUCGCCUCAAACCCAGAGUUCGCCAGCAUUCCUGCUCAUAUCAGUCCUGAGGGGCACGCAGCCAUGGAGCCAAUUUUAACAGCAGCACAGAUGAUGCUGGAGAGCUCGACGGGCCUGAUCCAGACCGCCCGGUCCCUGGCGGUCAACCCCAAAGACCCCCCUAAGUGGUCGGUGCUGGCGGGACACUCAAGGACCGUGUCUGACUCCAUUAAGAAGCUCAUCACGAACAUGAGAGAAAAGGCUCCAGGCCAGAGAGAAUGUGAUGACGCUAUAGAGGUGUUGAACGGUUGCAUCCGUGAGGUUGACCAGGCCUCUCUGGCUGCAAUAAGCCAACAAUUAACACCCCGAGACGACAUCUCUAUGGAGACUCUUCAUGAACAGAUGGCUGCUUCAGUUCAUGAGAUCAGUAACCUGAUUGAUCCUGUGGCAGUGGCGGCUCGAUCGGAGGCCUCCCAGCUGGGACACAAGGUUUCUCAGAUGGCCAGCUACUUUGAACCCUUGAUCAUGGCUGCCAUUGGCACAGCAUCCAAGAUCCUAAGCAGCCAGCAGCAGAUGGCUGUCUUAGAUCAGACCAAGACCUUGGCAGAGUCAGCGCUGCAGAUGCUCUAUACCGCCAAGGAGGCUGGAGGAAAUCCCAAGGCAGCACAUAUGCAGAAUGCUCUGGAGGAUUCGGUGCAGAUGAUGAAAGAAGCAGUAGAUGACCUGGGGGCCACGCUGGCUGAGGCAGCCAGUGCAGCAGGUGCUGUGGGUGGCAUGGUGGAUUCCAUCAACGAUGCCAUCAAUAAAAUGGAAGACGGGCCUGCAGAUGAACCAGAUGGCACCUUUGUAGAUUACCAGACCACCAUGGUGAAGACGGCCAAGGCCAUUGCUGUUACUGUACAGGAGAUGGUGACCAAGUCCAACACCAACCCAGAUGACCUUGGAGGACUGGCCAACCAGUUGACCAAUAAUUUUGGAAAUCUAGCAAAUGAGGCCAAAUAUGCAGCACUCACUGCAGAGAAUGAUGAAAUUGGUUCUCACAUUAAGAAGCAAGUGGGAGAGCUGGGCUUCACCUGCACAGGUCUGGUUACCAAAGCUGGAGCUCUGCAGUGCAGCCCCAAUGACACAUUUACUAAGAAAGAACUAAUUGAAAGUGCCCGCAAAGUCUCAGAGAAGGUCUCUCAUGUGUUGGCAUCCCUUCAAGCUGGUAACCGUGGCACCCAAGCCUGUAUUACAGCUGCAAGUGCUGUUUCUGGAAUCAUUGCAGAUCUCGACACAACCAUUAUGUUUGCCACUGCUGGUACCCUUAAUAGAGAGAAUGCUGAAACGUUCGCUGACCACAGAGAAUGCAUUCUGAAGACAGCAAAGGCCUUAGUAGAGGACACGAAGCUGCUGGUGUCUGGUGCGGGAGCCAGUCAGGAGAAACUGGCUCAGGCUGCCCAGUCUUCAGUUUCCACCAUAACCAAACUGGCUGAUGUGGUCAAACUGGGAGCAGCCAGCCUGGGUUCUGAAGACCCCGAGACUCAAGUGGUCUUGAUCAAUGCAGUGAAGGAUGUAGCCAAAGCUCUGGGUAACCUAAUUAGUGCCACUAAGGCAGCUGCAGGUAAACCUCAUGAUGACCCCAGCAUGCUCCAGCUUAAGAGUUCUGCUAAGGUGAUGGUGACCAAUGUGACAUCUCUGCUGAAGACUGUCAAGGCAGUGGAGGAUGAAGCCACCAAGGGAACCAGAGCCUUAGAGGCCACUAUUGAACACAUCAAGCAGGAGCUGACUGUGUUCUGUAGUUCUGAUCCCCCACCAAAAACGACCACGCCAGAGGAGUUUAUUCGUAUGACAAAAGGAAUCACUGUGGCAACAGCGAAGGCAGUGGCUGCGGGGAACUCAUGUCGCCAGGAGGACAUCAUCGCCACUGCUAACCUCAGCAGACGAGCUAUUGCUGACAUGCUGCACUCCUGCAAGGAAGCUGCCUACCACCCAGAGGUCAGCAAGGACGUCCAGAUGCGUGCUUUACGCUAUGGUAACGAAUGUGCUUCAGGAUAUUUGGGACUGCUAGAACAUGUCCUGGUGCCGAUCAUCCAGAAGCCCACACAUGAUCUGAAGCAGCAGCUUGCCAACUUCUCCAAGCGUGUUGCUGGCAGCGUCACUGAGCUCAUCCAGGCUGCUGAGGCAAUGAAAGGCACGGAGUGGGUGGACCCCGAGGAUCCUACUGUCAUCGCAGAGAACGAGCUGCUGGGAGCCGCAGCCGCUAUUGAAGCAGCUGCCAAGAAACUGGAGCAGCUGAGGCCAAGGACCAAACCCAAGGAGGCAGAUGAGAGCUUGAACUUUGAAGAGCAAAUUCUGGAAGCAGCCAAAUCGAUUGCGGCUGCCACAAGUGCUCUGGUCAAAGCAGCUUCAGCAGCUCAGAGAGAGCUUGUUGCUCAGGGGAAGGUGGGAGCAAUUCCAGCAAAUGCAGUGGAUGAUGGGCAGUGGUCUCAGGGCCUGAUUUCAGCUGCCCGGAUGGUUGCUGCAGCAACCAACAACCUGUGUGAAGCAGCCAACUCUGCGGUCCAGGGACAUGCCAGUGAGGAGAAGCUCAUUUCUUCAGCUAAGCAGGUGGCAGCCUCUACCGCUCAGCUCCUGGUGGCCUGCAAGGUCAAGGCUGACCAGGACUCACAGACCAUGAAGAGGCUCCAGGCUGCUGGAAAUGCUGUGAAAAGGGCAUCAGACAACCUGGUGAAAGCAGCUCAGAAAGCAGCGUUUGAUGCUCAGGAUGACCAGGCUGUGGUGGUCAAGAGUAAGAUGGUUGGAGGCAUUGCUCAGAUUAUCGCCGCUCAGGAGGAGAUGCUUCGGAAAGAAAGGGAACUGGAGGAGGCAAGGAAUAAGCUGGCCAUGAUCCGAAAACAGCAGUACAAGUUCCUCCCCUCAGAGCUGAGAGAGGAUGGCCAGGACCAAUGAGAGUGUGGGGGGGAGGUGCCAACAAACCGCAAAUCAGCAACGCAAAUCAUUGUGAAACGCUCAGGACCUAAUGCUUCAUAUCAGAUCAGUUCUAACAGCAAGUCAAACUCCAUGUCUACAGUAACAUAUCAGAAUGCUUUAACAGUAGAGCAAGAAUAUGCUAAAUAGUAUAUCAUGACAGUAAUGAUAAAUGUUUGCUUAUACUGAGACAUAUGCCUUCACGUGAUAAUUAAGUUAUGUAUGCUUCUAAUGAUAUAUGUUUAUAUUCCUUAGAAAGUGAGAUUUUUUACGCUUCUGUGUUCUUGAUGUGAGGCUUUAGAAAGCCAUACCAGUUCAUUCCUCUGCCCUUCUCUCUCGGACUCUGUUACAUCGCAUUGCUAUGAAAAUGGAUUAUUAUGGCAGGUUUAUCCUUCAGUGACAAUCUAUGCAAAGUUUCUAAGCAGAUUUUUAUGUUUUAUUUUUAGAUAUAUAUCUAAAAUAUAUAUAUGUAUGCAUUUUCUUGGGUCUGAACACACUUCCAAAGAGUCUUGAUAUGUAGGUGGUAGUUAGUAAUAGACAUUUCUGCCAUUUUGUUUGAUUAUUUUCCUUUUACUGUACAAAACUAUAAGAAAAAUAAAAUGUUUGAAUUUUAUAGUUUAGAACAAGACUAUUUUAAACGGAUUAGUUAAAAAUCAGUAUUUUUAAAAGAAUAAAAUGUGUUCAACAGAUGUGAUCUUUGAGUUAGUAUUUAGACCAGGAUCUGAUUGGAGGACUAGUUUGUGUAGUGAGUAUGAAGCCAUAUAUUUAAUGUCCACAACUUUUACAUCAGUCUAAUGUUUGCUGGACUGAUGUUUAUUGAUCCAUUCCACUGAAAUGUGUGCCAAACAUGUCUGCCAGAGGUGUGACACACAUCUGGACCAAUACUCUCAUGUUCAGCUGUUUUAGAAACGUACAUCAUCGUUAAGAAGAGUAACAUUUGUGCUUAAAAGAUGUCCUCUCUUUCAAGUUAAGUAUUAAUGUCUGGCCAUUUGUUCCUAAAGUGCAAUAAUUUCAUCACUCUACUCAAUAAAAGUAGAAGUAGCUUUAUUUCCUUUGGAGUGUUUAAAACUAACCAUCCACUGUGCCAUGCAUAGGUUUCAGUCAUUCAUCAUUCAAACUUUUUUAUAGACCAUGAUUUGAAUUGACUUAUUGUUGGAAUUCAGGUGAAGAGUAUUUCUACCCAAUGGGCACUGUCAUACACAAUAAAGCCUAUUUUCACUGAAAUUA